GUUAUUUCAUAUUUAAAAUGCGUCAGUUUAUUCUUCACACAAAUGUAUCUUAAUAUAUUUUUAAUCCCAUCAUUUCAUUAUUUAUAUUUUGCAAAGAUAAAACGCUUCAUCUUACAGAUGUGUGAGUGACCAUCGUGUGGCAUCAGAUGUAAUCAGUUGAGUACCAUGGGGCUUGUUUACAUCUAAAACCAAGUUUGCCAAUAGGAUGAGUGAGCAUGGAGACAGCAUUGUCCCGUUUAACCCCGCAGAACUCAGGUCAGGAGAACCAGCUUGUAAAACAGAUAUUACUGUUCUAAGUGUAGACCUGAAAACAGAGAAGAGCAACAAGGAAGAGCUCAAAGACAUCAAGAAGCCAUAUGAUGGUACCAAACUGCUUCAGGAUGAGCAUAACAAGGACACCAAGUUUAGUCCAUAUCAGCCUCGACCUCCCUCUCUUCCGAAGCCCACGGGAUUGGGCAUGGGGGGUAAAAACAUCUCAUUUGAGGAGAAGGUGAGGGGGAGAAGAUUGAGGAGCAGCCAGGAGAGUCUCACGGACCCAGGAGAGACGGGCUCUUCCACUGAUUCGCUUAAAGACACCACCUCAGUGAAUGGCCAGAGCCUUGCAUCUGGACGUCCACUCGAUCUCCCACCCAUGGAGACACCACCGUUCAUGAUUAGGACCGGAAGCUUCUCCGAGACUGACGUGUCCCCUUGUGAGCAUUUUGAUCUGAAUAAAGAGCGAAUUAAACCAUCCAGAAUUAUUCUGUCCCCACUGCAGCUCACUGGGACAUGUCCUCCUCUGGAGAACAGCGCAGCCUCCGUGUCCUUAAGGACAACUAAUCGGAUUGACAAGGAUUGUUUGGAUUACAGUGUGGUGGGGAGAAAGGGGCGGUCGGAGAGGCUUCAGAGGAAUCUGAGCGAUAGCCGGCUGUUAGACACCAUGGUGUCAGACAAUACCUCUGUCCAUUCCAUGAAGUCCACCUAUAGCGUUCUGAACCCCAUCAGACCCCGGGAUGUGAGGAACAGGAGCUUUCUGGAGGGCAGUGUUUUGGGUAAUGGUGCCUUGCUGGGGGCAGAAGAGCUAGACCGCUACUUCCCAGAGAGACGACUUGGUAUCUACGUCGCCACAUGGAACAUGCAGGGAGAGAAGGGGCUUCCAUACAACCUAGAUGAUCUUCUGCUCCCAACUGACACAGACUUUGCACAGGACGUCUACAUUAUAGGAGUUCAGGAAGGUUGUCCAGAUAGGAGGGAGUGGGAGAUCCGCCUGCAGGAAACUCUUGGGCCGUAUUACGUGAUGCUGUAUGCAGCAGCCCAUGGAGUUCUCUGUCUCACUAUAUUUGUCAGGAGAGACCUCAUAUGGUUCUGUUCAGAGGUGGAACAUGCUACAGUGACAACCCGAAUCAUAUCUCAGAUUAAGACUAAAGGAGCUGUGGGUAUCUGCUUCACUUUUUUUGGGACAUCCUUCCUCUUUAUUACAUCACAUUUCACCUCUGGAGAUUCUAAAGUAUAUGAGAGGAUCUUAGACUAUAACAAAAUCAUAGAAGCUUUGGCUCUUCCUAGAAACCUUCCUGAUACCAACCCUUACCGCUCCACCACCUGUGAUGUCACAACCCGUUUUGAUGAAGUCUUCUGGUUUGGAGAUUUCAACUUCCGCCUGAAUAAAGCCAGAGCAGAGGUGGAGGCCAUUUUGAAUCAGUGUAUAGGUGCAGAUAUGAGCCCACUAUUACAACAUGACCAGCUGUUGAAAGAAAUGAAGGAAGGUUCCAUUUUUAAAGGGUUUCAGGAAGCAUCUAUUCACUUUCCACCUACUUACAAGUACGACAUUGGUUGUGACGUCUAUGACACCACCACAAAGCAGAGAACACCCUCAUAUACAGAUCGGAUUCUUUAUCGAAACAGACAAGCAGAUGACAUUAAAGUCAUCAAGUACACGUCUUGCUCAUCCAUUAAGACAUCAGAUCACCGGCCUGUUAUCGGCAUGUUUCAGGUCAAACUUCGUCCGGGUAGAGAUAACAUUCCUUUGGGUGCUGGCCAGUUUGACAGGAGCCUGUACCUCGAAGGAAUCCGAAGGAGAAUCACAAGGGAGUUGAAAAAGAGAGAGGCAGCCAUGAAAAACCAGAAUAACAGUACAGUUUGCACCAUAUCCUGAUCUUGGACCAAUGUGUGAGAGCCAUAGGGUGCUAAAACUGAUCAUUUUAAACACCGAGCUACUGAUUUGGAAAGCUGGACUUUCAGGACCAAAGGAUAACUCGGUUACUACAGAUGUCAUGGCACUGAAGUGCACAGCCCAGGGACCAAAUGACUGCAGCUGGAUGUUUAGCAGCUAGUGUUGGAACUAUAAAAUAUUAUGACUUUAUGGCCAAGUUUCACAGACAGGGCUUAGAUUUAGACAGGAUUAGACCUUAGUUCAAUUAGGUCAUUUAAGUAGCUUUUAUAAACAUGCCUUAGAAAAAAACACAUUAUUGGUGUGCAUUUAGACAAAACAAUGCCACUGACAUAUUUUAAGAUAUGUCAGUGCAAGUUGCUUUCAGUUAAGACAGCUCAAACAUACAUUUUAGUCUAGGACUAGGCUUAAGCCUUGUCUGUGAAACCAGGGGUAUAAAUGUAUAAAUUAUACUGAUCAGAGUAAAUUAAGUUAACUGUACUGUACAUCCAUUAUUCCUAAUUUGUUUUUUUUUGUAUUAUUUCAUAUUCUGGUAUUUAACUUGCAAGCCGAAAGUCUGUUCUUUGUAUGGUUUUAACUGAUAGUGUUUCAUGGUCUUGUUAAACCAUUAGCUCAACUUCUAAACUUUAACUGACACUCUAAACACCUCAUACCAGUACUGGGUAGCUGAUCCUCCUAGUUUUAUUGGCACCUGGGUCUCACUUUUAAACAGUUUAACAAUGUGCUAACAGUGGUACAACUUUUUAAAAGGAAACUGUACUGUAGCAUCAUUACCAGCAAAUAUGAGGGAGAAUUGGUGUUAGCAGCUGUUUAUUUAUUGAUUGUCAUUGAUAGGUGAAUGUGGUGUAUCAUGUAGAGAAGCUGACCUUUGGAUAAAAUGUGUGCAAAAUCUAAGUGAAGAGGCACAGACUAUACUUGUUUACUGCCUUAACUGUUAAAAUUCAGCUUACUUGAUGUCAAGUGCGACAUGCGUAUGGGAGCGGGAACGAACAUAGUAUUGGUAUUGCUUGCGCAUGGAUCUCAGUGACUGUGAUGUAACAGUAAGUCACGCAUUCACAUCAUGAAUUUCAGUUCUAUUUGUACUGAAAGUGCCUGCGAUCUUGCUCAUGAUUGCCUCAGUGACUUCAAAUACAUUCUGCUGUUUAAAACCAAAUAAUAGCCUGUUACAAAUAUUUGUUUACAAUGUAAAGUAAUACAAAAACUGACUCAUG
Molecule: messenger RNA, 3357 nt
Organism: Ctenopharyngodon idella (grass carp)
Lineage: Eukaryota; Metazoa; Chordata; Actinopteri; Cypriniformes; Xenocyprididae
Gene: inpp5e
Product: inositol polyphosphate-5-phosphatase E
Exons: 11
Coding region: 206-2131 (641 amino acids)
Biological process (GO): phosphatidylinositol dephosphorylation
Molecular function (GO): inositol-polyphosphate 5-phosphatase activity
Source: RefSeq, a predicted model, not a curated record